Messenger RNA from Carassius auratus (goldfish), 2353 nucleotides. RefSeq lists its product as uncharacterized. The transcript has 6 exons. Lineage: Eukaryota; Metazoa; Chordata; Actinopteri; Cypriniformes; Cyprinidae. The record is from RefSeq and is a predicted model, not a curated record. Bases 358 to 1278 code for a protein of 306 amino acids.
UAAAUAAAUGAAAAUACUGCAUACCUUAUCAUAUACUGUCUUGGUGGUUGAAAAUGGAUCAAACAAUCCUGUGUGUACGAUUUAAUUUGGUUCAUCUUAUUUGUUUCAUUUAACUUGUGUUUAGUACAGAAUCAGUCCUUCAUUCAAUGUUUUUAGUCGUUUCCUCUUUUUAAAAUUUGUGAUGAAAUAUACAAGGAAUCUGAUGGGAUUCAAAUGAUGUGUUACCGUCAACUGAUGAUAUCUGAGGCUUUACUCAAAGAGGAAAUCACCGCCUAAAACCUAGUUUCACAGCAUGAGACACUUCAGCAAAACAUUGUGAGGCAGAAGCCACACACAGUGCUUUCCCUGGAAAGAGAGAUGUGCUUCCCUCUGAUCUUUUGUGGGUGGAUGAUGUUUUCUUCAGUCUUUGCUUUUGGUGAUGUGGCAGUGAAUCGCACGAAACCGUUAUGUGUCAAUCGCGGACAGUCAGCCAAAAUCAGAUGCAACUACAGCCGAACAAAUGACACAGAGAGUAUGACAGCAGCUCUGCAAACAUUAAAUCUUACACUGUGUUCAUAUUACUUUUUUCACAAUACAUGGAAAGAACACCAUUGCAAAGAUUCUGUCAGAUUCACAUGGAUUCCAGAGACUAAGGACAUGACGUUUGAACUCCUAAAUCUCCAAAUUCAGGAUACCGGCACAUACACCUGUUCUGUGAAAAGGAUUGUAAAACCACCUGAAGUGGAUCUCGGAGUUCAAAGAGUUCAAGUAAUUGUGCAUCCCGUCUUGUUGCUGUCCUGUGUUAAGAGGCCUGAUGGAUCUCUCAUGAUUCUGUGCUCUGUGGAAUUUUACCCUGAUUCUCUUGAACAGAUGUGGAUCAGAGAUGGAGAUGUCCUCAACAGCUCAUACUCAAACAAAUCAUUCAAUGGAUCCUUUAGUCACCAAUCAUACCUUAUAUUGCCACCACAAACUUUCAAUGAUACAAUCUACUCCUGCUGGGUAAACCACCCGUCUUUAAACAAACCACUCGUGGCCAAUGUAUCGAGCUCUGUCUGUUAUGAAAGUGACGGUGUAACUGUGAUUGUGACAGUAGUGUUUGUCAUGCUGAUAGUGACACUGACUGUCUUUUUGAUCGCACUAGUCAUAUGCAAACAUUACAGAAGAACAUGUCAGCAGUCUGUGAGUGUUACAGUUGAGGCUGUCCUCCCUGAUCCCCUGCAGUCUGAGAUACUGUACUCGACACUGGGUGACCAUCAUCCAGUCCGCUGCAGCCCUUCCGAUGUCCGAUCAAUUGCAUAAUAAACACUGAAUGAGCAAAUAUUACAAUGUUAGAUUUGUGCAUAUCUCAUUGUUAUCACAGUGGUUUUUAAGUGGUUUGUUAUGGGGCUGGUUACAUAAACUGCUCUGACUAGUCUUAAAGGGCACCUAUUAUGCAAAAUCUACUUUUACAUGGUGUUUCACAUACAUGGGGCAGUUCUGGUCUAAUGGAUAGACAGUCAGACUUGUAAUCUGACAGUCGCGGUUUCGAGUCUCAAGUCCGUCAAGUGUGUUCACGGCAUGUGUGUGUGUGUUAGUUUAAUACUCACUGCUGUGUGUGUACUUGGAUGGGUUACAUGCAGACCCCAAGUAUGGCAAACAAUACUUGGCCACACGUCACAUCCUUAAAUGUGUGUACCCUGCAAUGAUAAAAAUCCACCCAGUCCUUAUUUUUGUAAUCCCCAGUAAUCCAAAUCAGUCUCAUUAGACAUGCCGUUUUGAUUCUCUGUGCAUUGUGAUGUCACAUUGUUUAUGCCCCGCCUACAGCCGUCGCACCGAGGGAGCCUGAAACCCCCUUUACAUAUAGAGCAUUUAAAAGCAGCAUUCAAGUAAGAAAUGUGUUCGUAUUGAAGCUGUUGAAGUUAAUCGGUCAACAGCAGUGAGUGAUUGUGUGUUUUUAUUUAUUGUUUGGGUCAUAUUAACAGUGUAGACAGCAGUUGGUAUUGUAUAUUAUGCUGCUGUCACUUCAUAAACAGAUCUAAUAUAAAGAUGUGAUUUCUUUCCCAGCUGUUUACCUUCACAAACCUAAACGGCUGUGUUUUUUAAAAUGCGUUUUUUAGCAUAACCUAGUGUGUAUUUGACAGUUUAAGAGCAAUAGGACAUGAAAGAGAACUUCCUUUAGUACUCAUGUGCCGCCUGACAGCUACUUCUUGUGCAGGUAACUAGACACCUGAGACUUGUAUUACAUCUUGUAAAAAGGGAAAAAGUCACAUGACAUACAGCCAACUAUGGUGACUUUAUGAGUAAUUCAUUGAAUCAUUCACUUAACUGGGGAGCGUUUCCAAAAACCACAGUUGCUAACUAAGUUGAAACUCAUGUAUUAAAUAAAUUCAGUGCA